Molecule: messenger RNA, 1431 nt
Organism: Lachancea fermentati
Lineage: Eukaryota; Fungi; Ascomycota; Saccharomycetes; Saccharomycetales; Saccharomycetaceae
Source: the annotation of a GenBank genome assembly
AUGCUAAGAAGCCAGCUAAGGCCCACCAUUUUUAGGAGAUUGAUGUCGGAACAAGUAACCUUCGGCACUAAAGGUGUGUCACGAGUUGUGACGCUCUCUAGGCCAAAGAAAUUAAACGCCCUUUCGACAGAAAUGUGCAAGAAGAUUAUACCCACUUUACAAGAAUAUGCAAAAAGUGAAGUGACUAAUCUUGUGAUGAUUCGAUCUUCGAAUGCACCACGCUCGCUUUGCUCGGGAGGUGAUGUUGCCACAGUGGCAUUGCAAAACCUGGCUGGCGAAUAUGAUAAGUCAUUCGAGUUUUUCUCAGAGGAGUACUCUCUCAAUUUGUUAUUGGCUACAUACGACCGUCCUGUUGUGGUUUUGAUGGAUGGAAUUACGAUGGGUGGUGGUGUCGGCUUAGCUACUCAUGCACCCUUCCGUGUUGCAACUGAAAACACGCGGUGGUGUAUGCCUGAGAUGGACAUUGGGUUUUUCCCAGACGUUGGAACGACCUUCUCUUUACCCCAAAUCACUACUGUCGGUGGCACGGAAGGUCAGCUCGCCCUUUAUUUGUGUUUAAGUGGUGAUUUACUUUCAGGACCAGACGUUUACAUGGCAGGUUUGGCCUCGCACUACGUGCCCAGCGGCAACCUUCCAGACCUACAGGCAAGAUUGAGCGAGCUGCCCGUUAUUCAAAGUGAGGAAAUAUUUCAAAUGACGAGCGCAGCUUUGGAAGAGUUUUCUACCGGUAUCCCAGAUGAUUAUCAAUUCAAGUACUCGCCCGCUCAACUUGAUACUAUUGAAAAAUGCUUCAAAGUAGGAUUGGGCCUGAAAGGAAUAAUUGGUGCGCUAGAUAGUUUGAUUGCUUCCCCCUCCGCAUCACCUGAAGAAAGAGAGUUCGCGAAAACGACAAAGGAGAAGCUAGCAACAAAAAGUCCUGUUUCCCUUCAGGUUGCAAUUGAACAAUUCCAAAGAAACAUGCACUCGGAUGUUGAGUCAGCUUUGAGGCAAGAUCUUGUCACCGCCACUAACAUGUGCGUAGACCCUGCAUCUGAAUUCUCGCAAGCUACGAAGCAUAAGUUAGUUGAUAAGCAGAAAACGCCAUAUCAAUGGGCCAAGAAUUCACUAACAAUGGAGGAACUUUCACGCUUAGUAUCUCCACGUGCUUCAAAUCCAGUAUCUCUGCUUAAGUUCCCUAACGCCAUCACCUGGAAAAAGUAUCCGCGCCACUCUCUCUUCAUGCUCCCCACUGAACAGCAAUUGAAAGAUUAUAUUACUGGUAAUGACGGCACCGGAAGAUCUCUCGCGGUCUCAAAGGCAGAGGUUAUCAAGUACUUCUCGCAAUUUAAUCAAUCUUCUAAGGGAAAGACAGGUGUUGAUUAUUUGUGUCGCUUGAUUUGCGACAGAAAGUGCACUGUUGGCGAAACAGAAGAACUUCACUGGAAAGAUUAA